AUGCCGAAGCAAAUCACCGACAUCCGCAAGUUCCUCAAAAUCAGCAGGAAGCCCGACACCACGGCGGUCAUCAUAAUGAAGAAGAAAAGCAAAACGAAGAAAAACACCAUAAUCACCAAACUGAAGCUUAGAACGAAGAGGUAUCUUUACACGAUGGUUUUUUCGGAUAGGAAAAAAGCAGAGCGAAUUGAGAACUCGCUGCUCCCAAGCCUGAAGCGAAUUUACUAUCCCCAGAAGAAGGUCGUACAGGCAUCCAAGAAGAUGAAAUUUAGCAAGGGCUAA
Messenger RNA from Plasmodium inui San Antonio 1, 282 nucleotides. RefSeq names its product 50S ribosomal protein L38e. Gene Ontology annotation, biological process: protein-RNA complex assembly; translation. Gene Ontology annotation, cellular component: cytosolic large ribosomal subunit; ribosome. The record is from RefSeq and is a predicted model, not a curated record. The transcript has a single exon. Gene Ontology annotation, molecular function: structural constituent of ribosome. The coding region runs from base 1 to 282 and encodes 93 amino acids. NCBI's taxonomy places the organism in Eukaryota, Apicomplexa, Aconoidasida, Haemosporida, Plasmodiidae.